AUGAAAGGCACGAAAAACUUAUAUAUUGCCAAUUCUGGUCCCGUUGCUACUGUAGUGAAAUGGCGAAUUGGUGCUUCAACUGGUACGGUUGUAGCCGGUACUGUUGGGGUUCCGGGAAAUAGUUCAACGCAAUUAUAUUCACCAAUGGGAAUAACACUAGAUCAAUGGUACAAUAUAUAUGUGGCUGAUCGUACAAAUAAUCGGGUUCAACUUUUCUGCAAUGGAAGUUCGACAGGUAUCACAAUUGCCGGACGUGGAAGUGGUGGUAGCAGUAUUUCUGCUCCAUAUGACGUAAAAUUGGAUUCACAACUUAAUUUGCGAGAAAAAAAUAUUAAAAUAUUAAACUUUUCAGCGCAAGACACCAAAAAGCAAGCGCUGCGAUUUUAUAGCAUGUCGGCUACUACUGCAUCAGCUUCAGGUGAUCAACAGCCUGUCUCUUUGUGCAUAGCACAAAUUGAACAAGUACGUUCUCAAUUACAAUCCGAUAUUGAAAUGUUACAAUCGUCUAUUCAACGUCUUCAAUUUGCUCAAGAACGGUUUGGUGAAUUAAGUUGA
Messenger RNA from Didymodactylos carnosus, 555 nucleotides. NCBI's taxonomy places the organism in Eukaryota, Metazoa, Rotifera, Eurotatoria, Philodinida, Philodinidae. The record is from the annotation of a GenBank genome assembly.